This is a messenger RNA of Olea europaea var. sylvestris, 1194 nucleotides long. RefSeq lists its product as uncharacterized. The record is from RefSeq and is a predicted model, not a curated record. The transcript has a single exon. NCBI's taxonomy places the organism in Eukaryota, Viridiplantae, Streptophyta, Magnoliopsida, Lamiales, Oleaceae. The coding region runs from base 67 to 1095 and encodes 342 amino acids. Gene Ontology annotation, molecular function: DNA binding.
CAAAACCUAACUACAUCAUUCUCAUUCUUUCUAGAGUUUGUUUUCAAUUUUAUUUUGCUUUGAACUAUGGAGGAAAAGAAAAUAAGAAUGAGGGAAUUGACAGAGGAAGAUAUGGUGGGCAUUAAGUCGGAUAAAAACCGAUUUAUGAUUGAUUUUCUGAAGAAUGUUACGAAACGAGCUGCAGAAAUAUAUGACAAUGAAGCAUUGUCAGGUGAAAGUUACGCCAAGAAGGAAAAUAGAGAUGAAAAACCCAGUUCUUCGAAAAGAAUAAUGUUUCCACGGAAGGAGAACGGAGAAGAGGAGAACGAGAAGGAUGAAAAAUUCCGUGCUUGUAAGAAUAAAAUUCGGUUUUCAUUCGACGAAGAAAUAUCGUGGGAUGAAUUUCAGUUCAAGAAACCUACGAAUAGUAAAGAAGAGAGAUCGAGGAAGAAUAAGAAAUUGAAAAGCAUUGCACCAGAGGAAAUCGUUUAUAGUUUGGAAGAAGAUUUUGCUAGAAGGAAUAAUCUCGAUAACAGUACAGUUGACAUCCCAGAAACUUCUGGGGUGAAAAGUAGAAAAAAUAAUAAGUCCAAAAGACGUUGUAAUGGAGGAGAAGAAGAGGAAGUUCGGGUUGUGAAGAAAAGAAUUAACACCGGACCGGAUCCUCCCCCUCCACUACCUGAAGAAUUCAAGGAUGCAAUUCAAGAACUGGCCAAUGGAAGAAGUAUUUCACAGGAGAUAUUGGUGGUACAGAAGGGACUCUAUAAAUCUGAUACAGAACCUCAACAAAGCAGGCUUUCUAUUCCUCUAAAUUCAGUUGUAGGAGAGUUUCUCAAGGAUGAAGAGAAAGCCCAUCUUCUGAAACGCUUCAAUGGCAAGCUGGAGCACAUAUCUGUACCAAUUAUUGAUCCUUUGCUAAUAAGGGACAAAGUAGAUUUGAGGAGAUGGCCGAUGAAGAAAAGCAAUGGGAAGGAGAGCGUAUCCUACAUGCUGACUGGAAAUUGGAUAGAUAUGCUGAACAGGAACGACUUGAAAGUUGGGCACGUGGUGCAACUGUGGUCUGUCCGAAUCGAAGAAGAAUUGGUGUUCUGUCUGGUGAGGUUGCCUGGAAAUUAGAAGCAGCUAUUCUCUGGUUUAUUUUGUUUCAUACGUUUUAGAAAUUAUCACAGCAAUUAUUUGUUAAUAUGAUUAAUUGAUUCCUACAAUUUAUCAGAA